AUGGUCUUCGGACAAACACCUACACUGGCGACAGGAGCCGCACGCCGCGCUCUUCUCGACACGAUAUACUCAAGGUUCAGAGGUCUCGAAAAAGGAUCCAAAGCAUACGUGGAGCUAGCAGAAUCGGGCAGAGUAUGGGAGGAGUACCACCAGCCAGGCGACUUUGCGAAGAUGGGCUACUUGAAGUGCCAAGAGGAUGCAGUUGAGACCCUCGCCCAGAUCGACGACGUCAGGAAAUGGAUGCGGCGUCCUGCGAGCAAACGGGGUGCCCAGAUGGUUCCGGAAUAUUCCCAUCAGUCCGUGAUGAUCGAGAACAAUACCCGCCCCCCUGGUGACAGUAUUCUGAUGCACGAGGAACUGCAUGGACGCUUUUUUAAGCCGGUCAACCUACCCACGCUGUCCAUCCACGAACUGGCUAAAGCAACGCCGAUUCCGCGGCUGGAAUGGCCAAAGUCGAUCACGUCCAAGCGAGACGCGUUCGAGGUUGUCGAGCUUCGAAAUCAUCUCGUAGCCAGUCAGUGGAUCGCCGAGACCGCAUUGAACCAUCAGGGCGAGGACGGACUCAACGAGGACGAGGUGUGCGCUCUCUCGGCCUUGACAAUGAGAGACCUCGAUGAAAGUGGGCGUGGCCUGUAUCCAUGGACGUUGGGGCCGCGCAUCCGCCUCGGCCAGUACCGCCAGACGCCAAUCGGCGUCAAGAGCAACCCGAUGGCCGUAUUCCCCUACCAUCUCGAAGUCCCCGCAUGCAUGCGGCGCUACUUUGCGUGGCGAAAGCGUAUGCACAAGGAGAGGGUCCUCCAUCCUCUGAUUCUCGCCUGCCACGCGAUGGUUUAUUUUCUACAAAUCCAUCCCUUCGUUGACGGCAACGGCCGUGUGUCGAGAUUGAUGAUGCAGGACUAUCUGAUGCGGCAGGGAUAUCUGCCUAGCUACAUAAUGUACCUGGACCGCGACGAGUACUUGAAGAUGAUCCACCACGCCGCCGAUGGCGAUCCCUCGCUGCUUAUCGACCGCGUCUUGACUUCGCAGAUGGAGUUUUUGUAUUCUUACAUGCUCGACGAUCUGUCCAGCGACUCGCCUAGACCAGUCGGUUAG
Messenger RNA from Sporothrix brasiliensis 5110, 1092 nucleotides. RefSeq names its product fic. Bases 1 to 1092 code for a protein of 363 amino acids. The transcript has 2 exons. Lineage: Eukaryota; Fungi; Ascomycota; Sordariomycetes; Ophiostomatales; Ophiostomataceae. The record is from RefSeq and is a predicted model, not a curated record.